AUCUCUGGUUGGUUUGGGACAAGAAGAGACACAAGUGUCCCCUCCCAUAGAGACCAUGAUUUUAGAAAACGAUCAGGGAUUCUUUGGAGCCUCUAAGACGGUCCGCAGCCCUCGCCCCCCGUAUGUGUUCCUGCGAGUCGGGGAGGUGGUGAUGGAGAGGAGGGGUCACAUGGUCGGGGUGGUGGUGAGCUGGGAUGCGGAGAUGCGAGCUCCUCCUGAAUGGAUCAACCGAAUGUUUUCCAACUCGGAGGACAUAAAGGCAGAGAAGACGCCGCAUUACAAAGUGCUGUUCGGCGGACCYGGACCCUCCUCUCUGAUGGUGGCGUACCUGCCUCAGACGCAGCUUGAGCGCGUCACGGGGAUGAGGCCGGACAUCCCCACCCUGGAGAACUACUUCACGCAUUUUGACGGGACCCGGUUCRUCAUGAAGCCGUGGCUCAGGGAGCUCUUUCCAGAGGACGAGAACRAAGACGCUUGACUGCUAACGCUUAAAGACUAUUCUACCUUCAUCCCUGCUCGAUGUUCUCAGACUGCACGACUGUUACUUUCCUCAGACAAUCACUAACUUCAGCGURCCAACGUUUGUCCUUUUUGGGACAUUUUGUGAAUGUUCUUUGGGGAUUUGGAGACUCUACGACUUGAAAGUUUGCCCACAUAGUAUUUAAUUCAAAUUUGUCUCAACUUUUAUGAACGUUUAAAGAACUUAAAAUGUUUUAAAGGAAAUGCUUGAAAUCCACUUUUUAAAAUGACCUUUGUGGGACAGUCUUGUAUGGGGCACCAAUUGUGAAAUGAAAUGUUAAAAGUAUUUAACAUUUACCUCACUGUUCUUAAAUUUAACUGUUAAAUUUAAA
Molecule: messenger RNA, 851 nt
Organism: Austrofundulus limnaeus
Lineage: Eukaryota; Metazoa; Chordata; Actinopteri; Cyprinodontiformes; Rivulidae
Molecular function (GO): DNA binding
Source: RefSeq, a predicted model, not a curated record